AUGGAGGCCACGGCGCCCGACUACUACGCCCGCGACAAGAAGGGCUCCGACCUCUUCGUCGUCGACGACCUCCUCGCGCUGCCGUGCGACGACGAGGAGGAGGAGGAGGAAGGGGUGGGCGACGCGCCGUUCCUGCCGGCCAACGCCGCCUCCGCCGCCGCAGUCGUCGUCAAGCAGGAGGCCGGGUUCGGGAACGCGUCGGCCGACUCGUCCACCGUCACGGCCCUCGACAGCUGCAGCAACUCCUUCUCCGGCCUCGCCGACGGCGACUUCUCCGGCGGCCUCUGCGAGCCGUACGAUCAGCUGGCGGAGCUGGAAUGGCUGUCCAACUACAUGGGCGAGGGCGAGGAGAGCUUCGCCACGGAGGACCUACACAAGCUGCAGCUCAUCUCUGGCAUCCCCUCCGGCGGCUUCCCCUCGGCGAACGGGCCGCCUGCUCCGGCGGCCACCGCUGCCACGGCGCAGCCCGGCGUGUUCCUGCCGGAGGGCCCCGUCCCCGCCAAGGCCCGUAGCAAGCGCUCCCGCGUUGCGCCGGGCAACUGGUCGUCCCGCCUGCUCGUUCUCCCGCCGGCCCCGGCCUCCCCGCCGUCCCCGGCGUCCAUGGCCAUCUCGCCGGCGGAGUCUGGCGUCUCAGCCCAGGCGUUCCAUGUCAAGAAGCCUUCCAAGCCGGCCAAGAAGAAGGAGGUGCCGCCGCAGGCGCAGGCACAGGCUCAGACUCAGUCGGUGAGCGCGCCCACAGCGCCUUCGGGCGUCACGGCGGCGGCCAACGAAGGUCGGCGGUGCCUGCACUGCGAGACAGACAAGACGCCGCAGUGGAGGACGGGGCCCAUGGGCCCCAAGACGCUGUGCAACGCGUGCGGGGUGCGCUACAAGUCGGGGCGGCUGGUGCCGGAGUACCGCCCGGCCGCGAGCCCGACGUUCGUGACGUCGAGGCACUCCAACUCCCACCGCAAGGUGCUCGAGCUCCGCCGCCAGAGGGAGAUGCACCACCACCACCAGCCGUCGCAGCUCCAGCAGCACGCGGUCGCCGGCGGCGUCGGGAAGAUAAUGCACAUGGAGAGCCACCUGCUGUUCGAUGGGCCGGUGGCGCCGCCCAUCCUCGGCGGCGGCGACGACUUCUUGAUCCGCCACCGCCUAGGGACGGCAGACUACCGGCAGCAGCUCAUCUAG
This is a messenger RNA of Triticum turgidum subsp. durum (durum wheat), 1170 nucleotides long. The record is from the annotation of a GenBank genome assembly. Lineage: Eukaryota; Viridiplantae; Streptophyta; Magnoliopsida; Poales; Poaceae.